AUGCCACAUACGGCUGCCCGUCCAGGCUCUCCAGAGGCGACUGCCUCACCUCAACCUCGCCCAACACCUCGCCAUAGGCGUGUGGGUCGCUCUCGGUCUCUCCGAUUGCUCUCGCUCAGCUCUGAGCCAAUUCUUCCCUCUCCAGACCGCCAAAGAACUGGAACGCCCUCGCCACCAGCGUCAGAAGCUGGCAUGGACCAAGAUGCCGCGGCCGAUGCCGCCCUCGAGGCAUUCGACGAAAGGCUUGCUGCCGCCUUUGAGGCGCAGGCUGCUGCUGGUUGGGGAGCUCAAGAGUGA
Exophiala xenobiotica is the source of this 297-nucleotide messenger RNA. RefSeq lists its product as uncharacterized. Lineage: Eukaryota; Fungi; Ascomycota; Eurotiomycetes; Chaetothyriales; Herpotrichiellaceae. Bases 1 to 297 code for a protein of 98 amino acids. The transcript has a single exon. The record is from RefSeq and is a predicted model, not a curated record.